GGGUAAAGAAGGGAGUUUUACUUAAUAUAAGAAGGUUGGCUUUUGCGAUAGUCUGCUAAAGUGCUCUGAAAUUUUAACGAGUUAAAGUGAAAUACGUUUUAUAUUUCUGUGAGUUUUUCUUCAUGGUUUUAUGAGAGCAUAAUUAUUUGAAUGAGAGUCCAAGUCUUCGUUGUACUUUAAAUAAUAUAUACGUACGAUAUGGAUUUGUGGAAACAAACAACACCUACAUCGCCACCCACCGAUUUAUCAUGCUUACUACCAGCAACACCACCACCACCACCACCAGCUGAUUUAUCGUGGGAUGAGCCAGGAGAGGGAUUGUGGAAACAAACAACACCUACAUCGCCACCUACCGAUUUAUCAUGCAUACUACCAGCAACACCACCACCACCACCACCAGCUGAUUUAUCGUGGGAUGAGCCAGGAGAGGGAUAUAAUCCAACGGAAAAGUGUUUACUGAAACCCAUCAUUUUACCAAUUCCACCAGGGUUGAGCAAAAAACAGAAGAAGGCGUUCAGAGAGCGUGAGCGUCAGCGUCAUGCAUUAUUUACAGCGCCACAAUGUUACGUAUUUAAAUAAA
Molecule: messenger RNA, 580 nt
Organism: Sitophilus oryzae (rice weevil)
Lineage: Eukaryota; Metazoa; Arthropoda; Insecta; Coleoptera; Curculionidae
Product: probable pathogenesis-related protein ARB_02861
Exons: 2
Coding region: 199-579 (126 amino acids)
Source: RefSeq, a predicted model, not a curated record